Messenger RNA from Sphenostylis stenocarpa, 756 nucleotides. The record is from the annotation of a GenBank genome assembly. Lineage: Eukaryota; Viridiplantae; Streptophyta; Magnoliopsida; Fabales; Fabaceae.
AUGGUGAAGGUUCUAGUUAUGUUCUUCUUGCAACAAUUACACGUCGUCAUCGUAGAAGAAAAUUACAGUACCAAAAUACCACAUAAUGCAGUGAAGUUGCUUGACCGAAUACUCCUUCGUGGUUUGAGCGCCGAUGCUCUGACUUAUGGAUAUUUAAUGCAUGGGUUAUGCAGAAUGGGGCAAGUUGAUGUAGCAAGGACCUUGCUGAACAAAAUUCCCAGUCCCAAUACUGUGCUCUAUAAUAUAUUAAUCAAUGGAUAUGUUGCUAGUGGAAGGUUUGAAGAAGCGAAGAAUCUUCUGUACAACAGCAUGGUAACUGCAGGUUAUGAGCAUGAUGCCUACACGUUUAACAUAAUGAUUGAUGGACUUUGCAAGAAAGGUUAUUUGGUUGCUGCCCUUGAAUUUUUAUCUGAGGUGGUAGCAAAAGGCUUCGAGCCCAAUGUGAUCACGUACACCAUAUUGAUAAAUGGUUUCUGCAAGCAAUGCAGAUUAGAGGAAGUGGCUGAAAAUAUGAAUAGCAUGUCAGCCAAGGGUCUGAGUCUCACUACAGUGGGGUACAAUUGCUUGAUCUGUGCACUGUCCAAAGAUGGGAAGAUUGAAGAGGCUUUACAACUGUUUCGCGAAAUGUCAAGCAAAGGAUGUAAACCUGACAUUUAUACAUUCAAUUCUUUAAUAAAUGGACUGUGCAAGAAUGACAAAAUGGACCAGGCCUUGAGUUUGUAUCAUGACAUGUUUUUGGAUGGGUUUCUCGCUUGA